AUGCCGGCGCCUAUGGUCGAUGACGGCGAUGGUAGCCAUGACCAAACAAGAGCUGCGGCGCAUGUCGUCCAUCAACUCCAUAUCAAAGGAUUGUCGCAAAAGACCAUCUCGACCGAUGUUGGCUCGUCAUUGCCCGACGGGUUCUAUCACUUGCCAGCCAUCUACCAGCUCGAGAGGCGUGCCAUCUUCUCCAAGCGAUGGUUUCUGGUCUCGCACAAAGCUCGAUACCGCCAUGUCGGCGACUACGUGCAGUACGAAAUGGCCGGCUUCAACUUUGUCGUUAUCAAGGCCAAGCAAGGAGACAUAGUGGGAUUCCAUAAUAUGUGCAGACACCGUGCCUUUCCCAUCGUGCAGGAAACCAGCGGCACGGCCCAAAUCUUCGCCUGCAAAUACCACGGAUGGACGUACACGCUGAACGGCAAACUGACCAAAGCCCCGCGUUUCACGCCCGAGUCGGUGCCUGACUUCGACGCUGCGGACAUCCGCCUCUUUCCCAUCCACACCCACGUCGACAGAAAUGGCUUCGUCUACGUCAACCUGGAUGCGCGUCCGACGCCCGAGAUCUCGUGGGCAGAGCAGUUUGGCGACCUGGACCGCCAGGGAGUCCUCGAGAACUCGGGCGUGGACUGGGACGCAGUCGAGUACGAUUUCACAUGGGCCAAAGAAGGGAAAUUCAACUGGAAGAUCAUGCAGGACAAUUACAACGAGGUACGAGACGUUGCUCGAACCACCGCCCUAGACACAUACUACGUCUCCCCGGCCACGCCGCACCACUACAUCUCGCACUUCAGCGAGCCCAAGGCGUCCAUCCUCGCCACCUCGGCCUUCGACACGACGCGGUUUGCGGGCAGGUCGGCCACUCACGUGUGGCCGGGUGGCCAUUUCAGCCCCAACCCAGGCACGGGGUUCAUGCACCUGAUGCGCAGCCUCCCGAUCUCACCAACCACAACGCGGCAGGAAUACGACGUGUACAGGCUCAACACACCACAUGCGACGCCCGAGGCGCACGAGCGCAUGACCAACUUCUAUAAAAAGGUCGUCGACGAGGACUUUGGCCUCUGUGAAAAGGUACAGAGGAACCUCGAACGCGGCAUCUUCCAGACGGGUCCUUUGCACCCUUUCCACGAGGAAGGCGUGCUGGCCUUCCAGAGCAUGGUCCUUAACGUCCUCAAGGAGCAGAUCAAAUUGGAGGAGGCGGCCGGUGGGGAGAUCUGGGCCGCCAGGCCACCAGCCCAGGGUCUGGGGACGAAGACGGUCUAUGCUGAUGGUGGUUCAGCGAACACGGAUAGCCGUGGUGGUGAAUCGGAUGCCCAGAACAUCUGCGCGAGAAUGCUGGAUUGCGACCUGACGAGGCUGAGAGGCCUGGAAUGGUAG
Molecule: messenger RNA, 1374 nt
Organism: Fonsecaea nubica
Lineage: Eukaryota; Fungi; Ascomycota; Eurotiomycetes; Chaetothyriales; Herpotrichiellaceae
Exons: 3
Coding region: 1-1374 (457 amino acids)
Molecular function (GO): 2 iron, 2 sulfur cluster binding; iron ion binding
Source: RefSeq, a predicted model, not a curated record